UGAAGACAGCUGCAGGUUGAAAGCUGUUACAGGUGUUUAGAGAGCGAACGAAGGGACAGGACUCUCAGCAGAGGUUCAAAGCAUCAGCAGAGCUCUACAGCAGCGUGUAGUGCAUCCGGCAGAGGAUGCAGCUGGUUGUCAUGGCAGCAGUGCUGGCGCUGGCGGGGGCGGAGCAAGACUGCAGCUCCGGCUGUCGCCCAAAGAACAUCAGCCUCCCUGUGGACACCUGCGGCUUCGUCGACACCACCAUUUGUGAAGGACAGUGUUUCCAGAAGGAUCCCAACUUCAUUCAUACUGACGACUGGCCCAAACAGAAAACCUGCAACGGAGAGUGGUCCUAUGAGGUGAAAUACACAGAGCAAUGUCCACGGGGUUUCAUCUACCCUGUGGCCAGGAAGUGCGAGUGCACUGCAUGCAAUGCAAACACAGACUGCGGGACCUUGUCUGGAUACAUACCCAGCUGUUAGUCCUUUUAAAGAACCCCAGUAUUCAUCCUGUGCUUAACAGUUAUCUUCUUUGCACCUCUUCCCUCUGAAAUAAACCAGUGAUACAAGC
Messenger RNA from Oreochromis aureus, 555 nucleotides. RefSeq names its product gonadotropin subunit beta-1-like. Gene Ontology annotation, cellular component: extracellular region. The coding region runs from base 126 to 467 and encodes 113 amino acids. Gene Ontology annotation, molecular function: hormone activity. NCBI's taxonomy places the organism in Eukaryota, Metazoa, Chordata, Actinopteri, Cichliformes, Cichlidae. The record is from RefSeq and is a predicted model, not a curated record. The transcript is spliced from 3 exons.